Messenger RNA from Argiope bruennichi, 5554 nucleotides. RefSeq names its product sodium-dependent dopamine transporter-like. Gene Ontology annotation, cellular component: neuronal cell body membrane; neuron projection; presynaptic membrane. The transcript has 15 exons. The record is from RefSeq and is a predicted model, not a curated record. NCBI's taxonomy places the organism in Eukaryota, Metazoa, Arthropoda, Arachnida, Araneae, Araneidae. Gene Ontology annotation, biological process: sodium ion transmembrane transport; dopamine uptake involved in synaptic transmission. The coding region runs from base 892 to 2799 and encodes 635 amino acids. Gene Ontology annotation, molecular function: dopamine:sodium symporter activity.
GAAAACUUCGUUGCAGAUCAGGAGGAGGAAUCCCGAGCUCGAAAAAGGUGGCGGCAGGGGAGGUGCAUGACGUCACUCGCAACGUCCACCAACUAAGCGCUUCCUCUGUUCGCGAACCACACAGCGGAUAUGACAACUCAGCCCAAUUGAUGCUCUGCUACGACUGGCUUUCACACACUCUUUGCUCUUAUGUAUACACAGAAAGAGAUCCAAGGAGGUUCGUGAACAUGUGCACUGUCAUGCAAGAAAAACUCCGGCCUUAAGAGAAGUUGUUUCGAAGAAGUGAAAUUCAAAUUGCAGAAUUUCAAAUAAGCUCAAUUUUUUUUAUUUCAGAUUUUAUUUUAAAAACAAUUAUCGUCUGCUGCUGAUAUUCUUUGUCAGAUUUUGAUUUAAAAAAAAAACAAUUAUCAUCUGCUGUUGAUAUUUUAUAUAUGAAUUUGAUUUAAAUUCAGUUAUCGUCUGCUGCUGAUAUUUUAUAUCAGAACUUUAUUAAAAAAACAAUAAUCGUUUGCUGCAUUUUUUUCCCAGUGAUAUUGCAAUUAUUUCUUUACAGAAAAUAAAAUCGUUAGAUGAAUUUCUUUUGAAAGAACUUAAUUUUUCCGAAAUUUUCAGAAGCAGAAGAAUUAAGAAGUGUGUAACAAACUUUUGACGGAGAAUUAAGAAAUAUAUUCAUUUCCAAGAACUUGAAAAUUCUUCGAUAUCUUCAGUGAAUAAUGAACUUUUGAAAAGUUUCGAUAACCGAAAAAUUUUGUGUUUGUAAUAGAGGAAUCUGUCUUUGAAAAAAGAACCAGGAGAAAAAUUGUGAAUUACAAAAAAAUUAUGUACUAAAGUUUUGACAAAAGCCCAUCAAACAGAAGCGAUGAGUGGCGGCCUGCGGCAAGGGUAGGGAGCAUGCAGAAGGCCCUCCUGCCCACCUCUUCCCAGAGCACCCCUGCCAAGAACCAUCUCACCCGAAUCUGCACAGAUGACGGAUACUGUUCUUCUGCCAGCACACCCAAAUCCUCAGGGCAGUUGACCGCCACGACGGAAAAAGAUCCGCUUAGCGAUGGGGUUCCCUGCACCACACUCCAAGGGGACCCAGAGGCUGAGGCCGCCCCCAAGGAUGAAAGACCGACGUGGGGUAAGAAAGCGGACUUCUUGCUCUCGAUCAUUGGGUUCGCCGUCGACCUCGCCAACGUUUGGAGGUUCCCCUACCUCUGCUACAGGAACGGAGGAGGUGUUUUCCUCAUUCCCUACAUCUUAAUGCUACUCUUCGGGGCCAUGCCACUUUUCUACAUGGAAUUGGUACUUGGCCAAUACAACAGACAGGGACCAAUCAGUGUCUGGAGAAUAUGUCCUCUUUUCAAAGGCGUGGGUUUCUGCGCUGUCCUGAUCUCGUGGUACGUGUCCUUCUACUACAACGUGAUCAUCGGCUGGACCAUCUACUUCAUGGUGUCUUCCAUGACGUCCGAGCUGCCAUGGAUCCGCUGCGGCAACGAGUGGAACACCGAGCACUGCUGGGGAGGGCACAACGACACCGUCAACAUUACCCACCUGCCCAACAACAGGACCAGCCCGGCCCUCGAGUUCUUCGAUCGAGGUGUAUUAGAACUUCAUCUGAGCAAAGGUUUCGACGACCUCGGGGCACCCAAGUGGCAGUUGGUGCUCUGCGUUUUCUCCGUCUUCGUCAUUCUUUACUUCGCUCUCUUCAAAGGAGUCAAGUCGUCAGGGAAGGUGGUAUGGGUUACCGCGACGGCUCCUUAUGUUAUCUUGACCAUCCUGCUGUUCCGGGGCGCUUUCCUCCCUGGUGCUGGUCAGGGCGUUAAGUAUUACCUCAGUCCGGACAUCUCUAAACUGCUUAAUUCUCAGGUGUGGGUAGAUGCCGCAGUACAAGUGUUUUUCUCAGUCGGAGUUGGAUUUGGUGUCCAUCUAACUUACGCAUCGUACAACAAUUUCCAUAACAAUUGCUACAGAGACUGCCUGUUGACCACUAUGGUGAACAGUUUCACGAGCUUCUACAGCGGCUUCGUGAUCUUCAUCUUCCUGGGGUACAUGGCGCACAAGCACAACGUGCCCAUCAACUCCGUUGCCACCGAUGGACACGGAUUGGUCUUCCAGGUCUAUCCCGAGGCCAUCGCCACGCUGCCCGGUGGGCAGUUUUGGGCGGUGCUUUUCUUCAUCAUGCUGCUUAGUCUGGGACUGGACAGUGCGAUGGGAGGUCUGGAGUCCGUGAUCACUGGACUGAUGGAUGAAUUCAAGGACUUCUUCGAUCGCAGGAAGUACAGUCGCGAGAUUUUCACCUCCUUCGUUCUCUUCACAUCUUUCUGUAUGACUCUCAUCAACGUCACCAGGGGAGGUGGUUACACCAUGCACUGGUUCGACAGUUAUGCUGCCAGUAUCUCCCUUCUCUUCUCUGCUCUACUGGAGGCCAUAGGAGUAGCAUGGCUGUACGGUAUAGGACGUUUCAGUGAGGACAUUGAAGAGAUGAUUGGUCAUAAACCGGGGAUCUUCUGGAGACUGUGUUGGAAGUUCAUUAGCCCGAUCUUCCUAAUAGCAGUGAUUUCGUCAGCCAUCAUCAACAACCCUCCCCUCCGUUAUCAAGACUACCUUUAUCCUGCGUGGGCUGUCGCCCUGGGAUGGGGCUUUGCUCUGUCCUCAGUCGCCAUGGUGCCAGCCGUUGCUUGCUACAAGCUCUGGAAGGCUCGAGGUUCCUGCGCCGAUAAAAUUGCGUAUACCAUAACGCCAAUUCCAGAAAGGAAAACUUACAAAGAAACUGGUACUGUCACAAGAUUCAAGUUGAAUCAUUGGACAAAUGUUUAGAGGUACCAUCUACGAUUUCAGUUUAAUCCCAGAAAAGGAAAAUUUUUUAUAGUCAGCAUGACCGCUCCAAGAUUCAGCGCGCGGUUCCAGCACAAAAUCAGCAGCAUACCAGUGCUCUGCCCACUAGAUAAUUUCAGCCAUAUUGCGAUCUGCUUUGAUUGUGUCUGUGCAAUUUUCUUUUCAAAUGAAUACUUUCACCUUCAAAGAAGAGAAAUUAAAACGUGAGAAGUUGACUAAAGAAACUUCUGGUUAAUGCUCGAUGCACAUUUACUGUUUAUUUUUUAUGACAAUAUAUAAAAGAGAUGGUAUUCAAGCGUUUAUCUAAAUGUCCAAACUUGCAAUUCAUACAUACUGGCAUGCAUACUCAAUGAAAUCAAAUAAGUGCCCAUCCUGCAAAAAAAGACAAGUGGACCAAAAACUAUUAUGAAAUAUAUAUAUUGCAAGUGGUGGCUUUUUUCCCUGUUCAAUACAAAAGUAUAGAGAACACCCGAGACAAAAAGAAAUAUAGCAUUAUUGUUGCAGAUAAAGACAAUUCAGAUCCUCAUUCAAAGAUUUCGAUUAACAAUAGCACAAUGAGUGUGCAAUUUUGUAUUUUGCAUAAAACUUAUAAAAGAUUAUUGAUGCCAGGAUAUUCAUGUUGGUUUGAAAAGAAAAGACAUGAAUACUUAUAAAACAUAAGUAAUAUCAGGACAUUCGUUUUGGUUAAAAAAGCAAAGACAGGAAUACUUAUCAAAGAUGAUUAGUACCAGGAUAUCCGUGUUGGUUUGAAUAGCAAAGACAGAAAUACUUAUCAACGAUGAUUGGUAUCACGACAUUCGUUUUGAUUUGAAUAGCAGAGAUAUGAAUACCUAUCAAGCAUGAGUGAUACCAGCACAUUCGUGUUCGAAAAGCAAAGGCAAGAAUACUUAUCAAAGAUGAGUGAUACCAGAAUAUUCAUGUUGGUUUGAAAAGCAAAGACAGGAAUACUUAUCAAAGAUGAUUAGUACCAGGAUAUCCGUGUUGGUUUGAAUAGCAAAGACAGAAAUACUUAUCAACGAUGAUUGGUAUCACGACAUUCGUUUUGAUUUGAAUAGCAGAGAUAGGAAUACCUAUCAAGCAUGAGUGAUACCAGCACAUUCGUGUUCGAAAAGCAAAGGCAAGAAUACUUAUCAAAGAUGAGUGAUACCAGAAUAUUCAUGUUGGUUUGAAAAGCAAAGACAGGAAUACUUAUCAAAGAUGAUUGGCAUCAGGACAUUCGUGUUGGUUUGAAAAGCAGAGAAAAAACUCUAGAUACCUGAAGAUGUUAAAGCAUAUCUUGAUUAUCAGUAAAUGCAGAUAUAACGCCCCGAAUGUUCUUUUAACCUAUGAUUAUCAUCAAAAAUUCUACAAAUGGAACUUCAUAUAAAAAUUUUGCUUCUGAAACACGUAUACAUUUGACAGUCUGUAACGCUAUGUGAAAUGUUUCGUUCGAAUAUGGUGAAGUGUAAAUUUUAUAUUUCAGAAAUUGUUGGUUUUGUAUCUUCAAAAAUUCAUGAGUGAAAUUUGUUCUCUUAGUUAUAAAUUGCGAACAUUUGUUUUAUGCAAUUCUAACUUAGGUGGUGUCUUCAUCUCUCAAAGCAGAACUUGCUAUUGCUACUUAUAAGAAUGUCGCACUGAACAGAAGUGACAGUUUCUUCAAGUGUUAUUCACAAACCAAACUUGUAACUUGUGGUGUUCUCAUCUUUCAAAGCAGGAUUCUAUUACUGCAACUCAGAAAGAAAUCAUAUUGAACUUUGCCAUUCCGUUACCAUUUCGAAUGAAAUAUCAUGGAUUGAAAAAAAAAAAUGCCCCAGAAUUUCUCUAUUUGACAUCCACCGCAGACCAUAAUCAGAAACAGUGGUUUUUAUUUAGGCAAAUUCUUUGGCAUUUUUAGGAGUGAACUGAAGAAAGUGUGCAACCUAGGACAGGCCAAUUGCAAAACAGACCAAUAAGAGAUUUACAAAUGAUUAACGUGCAUCAACAUUAGAUUCUAUAUGAAAGAGAAGUUGGUUGGAAUUAUUUCGGAUUGUCAAUUACUCUGUUAAAUGUUAUCAGAAUUUAGCUCUAUGUAUCGUUCUUAAAAUUUUUAGUGUAGUUAAAACUCUCAAUGUUGCUUCCAUUCUUGCGAAAUAAAAUCAACAGCAGAACGCGGAGAUCAUUAGCAGACAAUAAUUAAAUUUUCCAAUCAUUAAAUAUUACGCAUGUAAGCCUUAAUUUCAAUUUUGAAUUUAUGUUAAACACCUUUCGGCCAGAAAAUGAAAUUUAGAUAUCAUUUGCUUGGUGGUGUUGGAUGGCACAAUUUUGGUAAUUCUGACAGUGCUGACAUAUUUUGUCUGGAAUUUGUAUCUGAAAUUUCAUGCUUUGGCGAAAAUUGGCGAAAAUUAAAACAGUCACCGAGUAAUUUUUACAUGUCUUCUUUCCAAGUAAAAACAUUUCUUUAUCAUCCAAGUUUUUUUUUUAAUGUUCUAUUUGUGAAAUUAGCAUCUCUUUGCUUAUAACACAAAGUGGCACCGAAUUCCGUUGUUUCAUAUUUUAAAGGUGUAAAAUAAACACCAGUACAAAAGACAGUGUUAAAGGAAGAAAUGUUCAACAUUUUUAUUUCUUCUUCAAUCCACCUUUUACAAAGUGAUUGCGGGUUUCGACAUUUUCAUUUUAUUUUGGCAUAUCAUCUUAUUUAUGGGUCCGAUUUCUAAUAUGUUAAAGUUUUUGUAUUGAAAAUGCAAUCAAAAAUUAUCAUGUAACAUGCAUUUAUUCUAAA